Messenger RNA from Hevea brasiliensis (rubber tree), 1071 nucleotides. RefSeq names its product aquaporin TIP1-2. The transcript is spliced from 3 exons. Bases 86 to 844 code for a protein of 252 amino acids. The record is from RefSeq and is a predicted model, not a curated record. Gene Ontology annotation, biological process: transmembrane transport; water transport. Gene Ontology annotation, cellular component: membrane. NCBI's taxonomy places the organism in Eukaryota, Viridiplantae, Streptophyta, Magnoliopsida, Malpighiales, Euphorbiaceae. Gene Ontology annotation, molecular function: water channel activity.
GCAGAGGAAAAAAAAAUAUAUAUAUAUAUUUUGGCUUUAAAAGCAGAAGAGCUCGAUCUCAAAGCUAGACUAAAAUUUGGAAACAAUGGCAAUUACUAGCAUUGCAAUAGGAUCUCCGGCGGAGGCUAGCCAACCAGAUGCCCUGAAGGCAGCUCUUGCAGAGUUCAUUUCAAUGCUCAUUUUUGUUUUUGCCGGUGAAGGCUCUGGCAUGGCAUUCAACAAGCUGACCGAUAAUGGGUCAACAACACCGGCCGGCCUAGUAGCAGCCUCUCUGGCUCACGGAUUUGCACUGUUCGUGGCGGUUUCAGUAGGUGCUAAUAUUUCCGGUGGGCAUGUAAACCCUGCUGUUACUUUUGGUGCCUUUGUUGGUGGCCACAUAACAUUGAUCAGAAGUGUUCUCUACUGGGUUGCUCAAUUGCUUGGUUCUGUGGUUGCCUGCCUGCUUCUUAAGUUUGCUACUGGUGGAUGGGAAACAUCUGCUUUUGCCCUAUCAUCUGGAGUUGGUGCAGGGAAUGCACUUGUUUUCGAGAUUGUCAUGACCUUUGGUUUGGUGUACACUGUAUAUGCAACAGCCGUAGACCCAAAGAAGGGUGACAUAGGGAUCAUUGCACCCAUUGCAAUUGGCUUCAUCGUGGGUGCCAAUAUCUUGGCUGGUGGUGCCUUCGAUGGUGCAUCCAUGAACCCAGCAGUCUCAUUUGGGCCAGCAGUGGUCAGCUGGACAUGGGAUAACCACUGGGUCUACUGGUUAGGUCCAUUCCUCGGCGCUGGCAUUGCUGCCGUUGUUUAUGAGGUCUUCUUCAUCAGCCCAAGUACGCAUGAACAGUUUCCCUCUGCAGAUUUUUAAGAAUUCUUCAGAGAGAAAAGGUUGAAAGUUGGGUGGAUCUCUUACUUUGGUUUGAUUGUUGUGCUGUUGGUGUUGUUUGUAUGUGGUUCAAGUAAUUCUUGUCAACUGUUGAUUCCUGUAACCUUGUUUAAUUUCUCUUUAGAUUCUCCAAUCAGUUAAAUUUUGUUCUCUUUCACAUGUCCAUUUCCUAAUCCCAACAAUUCCUCCGCUCCUUUCUUUUGCUCUCC